AUGGCUGCUAGUUUGGGGAAAAGUCUCUUUGCCACUCCAGCAUAUUCACUGCCUCAGUACCCUGCACACUGGGCCCUGCCGUCUCAGACGUCGGACGGUAUGGCGACCGGCGGUGUUGGUUUCGUUGUGCACCCAUCUGUCGUCCAUCUCGUCGAUUCUCACGAGGUCCUGUCACCUCGUCUGGCCAUUCUUCGCCUCCGCCCUCUGCGCCAAAAAUCCAUCAGUAUCAUCAACUGCUAUUCACCAACAUCAGCAGCUGAUGAUUCCGAAUUGGACGCGUUUUACGAGGAGCUGGAGGAAGUAGUCCACAACGAGAAGUCCUUUUACAAUGGUUCUGAUCACCGUCUCCUUCGUGCGAAAAUACGACUUAGCCACACGAUGGAAAAGAACAUGUGCUAUCGGCAACGAAGGAGAAGAGAAGUCGUCUACGACGAUUGCGUACUCGAGGACUCCCUGUCCCAAGGUGACUGGCACAUCGAGGAGGACCCAAACGUGGACUACGAGAUGCUGCUCAGAGGAUUACGAGCCUGUGCUGAACGUGCCUCGAAGUCGCGCACGACAAACUUGGAUCGAAUUUCGAAGACCACCAAGGAAUUGUUAGGAAGAAGAAGGGCUUUGAGGCUUGAUCCGAAUGCAUCGCACAUUGAGCGGCAGAAGAAGAUUCUAGAAGCAGCACAAAGAAGAACGAGUCUAAAGAAGUGCCGCAGGGAUCUCCGCGAAUAUAAUAUUCCGCUAGCAACCUUGCUGAGCGAAGACGGGACUCGCACGUCUUCUCGUCGUGAGAUGGAAAUCAUUACGGAGAGGUUCUACUCGAACCUUUUCCGUUCAUCAACUCCUGUGUCAAGCCCAAUCAUCCCCACUGGCGAAGCUCCACCACGGAUUCUCCCUUCGGAAGUACGAGUCGCUAUCAAGAGCAUGAAACCUGGCACAGCCCCGGACCUGAUUUUAUAUCAGCAGACUUUCUUCGGGCUGGUGGCCAUCCAUGUAAUCUUAGCAGCGCACAUGACAUCCUAUCUUCAGAAAGAAAGGAUCCCAGACCAGUGGAAGACCUCGCGAACCGUUCUUAUCCAUAAGAAAGGUGACCGAGAGGACCUUCGGAACUACCGUCCGAUAUGCUUGCUGAGCGUGUUAUACAAAGUAUUCACCAAGAUCAUCCUCACACGCAUAUCUAGGACGCUGGAUGAAGCCCAGCCUCAAGAACAAGCUGGAUUCCGCCAAGGGUUCAGCUGCUUGGACCACAUCCAGACCGUGUCGAGGGUCAUAGAGGCUCCCAAAUCGUGGAAACUCCGUCAUACGUAUACCUGGACGUUCUAUGAACAUGGAAAACGACUGAAGGAAGAACUGAAUAGAAGAAUGAGAGCAGCAUGGGCACAUUCGCAGCCGUCAGGAAGCUACGGACCAACACGGAUCUUCGUGCCCAUGUUCGACUCGACAGUCCUUCCAGCGCUCUGUUACGCAGCGGAACGUGGGCAGACACCGCAGCCACGUCUAGGAAGCUACUACACCCACAGAGCCCUGAGAGAUGUCUCCUGA
This is a messenger RNA of Necator americanus (New World hookworm), 1533 nucleotides long. RefSeq lists its product as uncharacterized. The transcript has 5 exons. The coding region runs from base 1 to 1533 and encodes 510 amino acids. The record is from RefSeq and is a predicted model, not a curated record. NCBI's taxonomy places the organism in Eukaryota, Metazoa, Nematoda, Chromadorea, Rhabditida, Ancylostomatidae.